UGUGUACCGUCGUUAGGGCACACAGCUAGCAAACGUUUGCUAGAAAGGAAAUAGAGCUCAUAACAUCAGGCAACGAACUAAGACAGUGUUGAAAGAAAAGACCAAACAUAACAUGGUACUGACGGAAGCAGCAGCUGCUGCUGCGGCUAUGGCUGCUGUUGGGUUUGGUGUGCCAGCUCUUUUACCUAUUAUUGGUUUCACAGCAGCUGGAAUUAAAGCAGGCUCUAUCGCAGCUGGUGCUAUGGCAUUCGUGUACACUCACGGCUUUGUCGGACUAACGGCUUUAAGUGCUGCACAGUCUGCUGGAGCUGUAGGAGCCGUAGGAGCAGGAACACUGGCAGCUACAGGAGCUGCGACAUUUGCAGCUAUUGUUGCCCUGUUUUAACCAGCACAUAUUCCAGACAUCAAUAUGAGCUGUUUGAUAAAAUAACACUUUUUUAAACAACUCUUUUUUACCUGUGAUAUUCAAAUAAUUUUAAAUUGCAUCAACAUUUUUUUUUAAAUUUUUGAAUUAUUCUUAGAGUUAAAGUGUAAAAUUUUGUUUUUACUUUUCUUAUCAGACAGUUAAUGAUAACUU
Messenger RNA from Physella acuta, 577 nucleotides. Its product is annotated as interferon alpha-inducible protein 27-like protein 2B. NCBI's taxonomy places the organism in Eukaryota, Metazoa, Mollusca, Gastropoda, Physidae. The record is from RefSeq and is a predicted model, not a curated record.